Messenger RNA from Argiope bruennichi, 4262 nucleotides. Its product is annotated as chromobox protein homolog 8-like. The coding region runs from base 62 to 1141 and encodes 359 amino acids. The record is from RefSeq and is a predicted model, not a curated record. Lineage: Eukaryota; Metazoa; Arthropoda; Arachnida; Araneae; Araneidae. The transcript has 5 exons.
CACCGACGUUUUCGUAAAUCGUUGUUUUGUUUUUGCUUUUGUUUGAAUUCUGUACAGAAAAAUGGAGCUGUCUUCUGUUGGCGAGCGAAUAUAUGCUGCAGAAUGUGUUCAGAAAAAAAGGAUACGUCGAGGUCGUGUCGAAUAUUUGGUAAAAUGGAAAGGUUGGAGCACCAGAUACAAUACUUGGGAACCUGAAGAAAAUAUUUUAGAUGUUCGUCUGCUAGAAGCUUUUGAAGCAAGCCAAGCUCGAGAUCAUGCUACUCCUCGUAAACGGGGUAAAAGACAGAGUCAAGAAGCCCAACAUUAUGUUAGUCCAAUUCAAAAUGACAAUCGCACUUUGGCUGGUGAGAAAUCCCCUGCAAAACAGGAUGUUUUAGAUAAACAAAACCACAGUAAUUGGCUACCUGAAAACGUAAAUGAAGAAAGUGCAUCUGCUGAUAGCCCUUUAGCAUCUGCCUCUUCAGGAAGUUCUGAACCUCCAUUGAAGGUUCGAAAGCUCAAUAACAUUUCAGCUGAUUGUACAUGGGCAAAUAGCCCUGCUCCAUCAUCUCCCAGCAGUGCAGAAUGGCAGAUUCCUGCUUCUAAUUCCUCAUCUGCAUCAGAAUAUGUUGGGGAUGGUGAGGUCCCUGAGAAUAGCACUGCAAGUAUUCAACAAGACAAUCCACGCCCUAGUUCUGCAUCCUCCAGUUGCAGCCUUUCCCAAGCUAGUUUUCCGGAAGAUGAAAAAGAGAAGUCUGCAGAGCCUGAGGCCAAAAUUGCUGAAAUAACCGAAGACAAUGAAUCAUCCAUCAGCCACUGUGACGAUAAAUCUGAAAAUGAGUUGUCCGAGCAGUUGCCGCAGAAUGAAAAUUUAGAUGAUUCCAGUAAUGCUGUGACUGGUGAAGUUUCUAAUGGAUCUGUGGCAGCUUUGAGUGACAACGCUGGGGAUGAAGCUCCAGAAAGCUCACAAAGUUCCCUUUCAGAUGAUUUCUGGAAAAAACAAAAUCCUGUUGUUGAUCAUGUUUUGAUUACGGAUGUAACUACCAAUCUUUUGACUGUAACUGUUAGGGAAUGUGACACAAGUAGUGGAUUUUUUAAGGACAGACCAAACCCUGAGAAUGGUGUUGAUUCUCCAAAAUCAAAUGAAGGUCACACUUUGUGAAUUCUUAUUUUGAUUAAAAUUUCUGCAUUUAAAACAUAUUAACAUAGAAGGGAAGCAUAUAUUUGAAACGUCUUUUAUUAUUUUAAGCAUUUGUUUCAUGUAGGUAAAGGUUUUAUUUGUUAACGAAUAUAUAUAUGCAUGUAUAUUCAAUGUUAUCUUUCUUAUUUGACUUAAAUCUGAAUGUAUGUUAUAUAUAAGUUAUACACUGGUUUACUUUUUAUAAUUGAUAUUUUUAUCAUUACUGAAUUUUAUGUGUAACAGUAUAUAAUUUUUUAAUUUCAAGCCUUUUAAAAAAAUCUUUUUUGCUGGGAAGACAUUUAAAAAAACUAGAUGUUUUUUAUUAGAAAUUCUACAAAUAAUGUUUAAAAUAUUGUUUGCUCAAUAUUAAAUUAUAUUAUUUCAGUUAAUAAAAGCUAACAAUCCAUGCUACAUUAUAUACAUUAAAAUCAGGUUGGGCAGGAAAUUAUUUCCUUUAUGAGAAAGUAGAGGCUCUCUCUUUAUAUCCACAAUAAACAGUGACAACUGAAUAUGACAGUACAUAGAAGUCUGUGAGUGACUUCUUCAUUUUCCUAAUGCUAUAUAAAAAUAAAUUUCAUGAUAUUAAACUUCUAUUUUGUAUACAGUGUUUCGUUGCAUGUAAUAAUACUGUUGGCAGGAAUCGAAAUUUUAUUCAGUUAUAUAAAAUAUUUUUACAUGCCUUUCUUUAAUAUGUGUAUAUAUAUAUAUAUAAUAAAUGUGAAUACAGUUCAAUUUUACUUAGAAAAUUUCUAAGUAAAUUAGAAAACUAGUGCCUUAUGCUAAUAUAUUUUGAGUUUCACCUACAAUUUUUGUAAAUGUUUUACUUAGAGUAUGCUAAUACAAGAGUUUUUAAAGCUUUUUAUUAAUAAUAAUAAUAAUAACUGCCUUUGGUGAGCAGUUGGUUCACUGAGAAUAAUAAUUUAAAUCUCUUAUGCAUAUUUUGAAUGUCCAUGAGAACAACAUAUUUUUAACGCAUUACAUUACGAUGGACAGUAAAUCAUGUUAUUUGAAUGGCCUUACCUCAGCUUUUUUAUUGUGUAUAUGAAUCUCCCUUGGCCAUGUUCAGUGAUAUCUCAAUACCAAUGAAAGCAUUUACUGUCUGUUUAAUAUAUCUUCAAAAUGCACUUCAUCUUUCAUGGUGCUGUCAUUUCUCCUUCACAUUCCUCAUUUGAAGUGUGUAGAUGACUAACAGAAUCUUUCCUUAGUUUUUGACUAUGAAAUACAAUCGGGGUCUAAAUAUGUGAUGAAAUUAUGAAAAUGAUUUGAAUCUCAUUGAAACAAUGAAAAAUAUUGAAAAUUAUGCAAAAAAAAUUUGUUUAUAGUUGUCAAAACACACUAAAAAAAAUUGCACAACAACUAAAUUGUUGUCAUUAACAAGACAAUUCUUAUAAUUUUAAAAUUAUGUAAAUAUAAUUUUUAGUAACAUAUUUGUUUUGGAAAUUAUUAUGAAGAAUUGCAAAUAUUUUGCUGAAUUUUUGAUUAAAUCAAAUUUUUAAAGAAAAAAAUCACACUCAAGUGCUCAUUUUUACUAUCCAAAGUGUAUUUAAGUGAUUUUGAUACAGAUAGUUUGUUCUGUGUACCACCAUUGGGCGCACACAUUUUCUCUUAUUGUUAGUAUUCAUUUAAGACAUGAUCUUCAUAUUCAGAAUAAUUUUUCUUGAUAAAAAGAUAAGCCUAAAGAUUUCCUUGUACUGUCUACUUAUGUUAUCAUUGAUUAUAGAUACAUUAAAAUAUAAUGAAUUUUUUUAAAACACUUUUAAAAACACUUUCUUGCUGGCAUUGUUAUGUAACUGAGAAAUAUUUUUGUGCUUAAUCAGGCAACUAAACUAGAUUUGGAUAUUAUUUAUGAAAAGUGCAUUUAAGUAAUUGACUUCAUAUAAUAAUUAAAAUGUGUUAAUUAAUCACAUUAGAUUAGUUAUGGUAUCUUUGUUAAAGUAACAAAUCUGUAACAUAUGUUUUUUUUUUUUAAUUUUAUCUUUUAUUUUGUUGUUGUCUUUCAGAAAAUGUGGUAAGGAAAACAUUUUCAUAAAUUAUAUUUAUUGGUAUGUAAAAUUAUUUGAAUGUUUACGGGAAGUUGCUAUUAUUUAGAAUAUUUUAAUUCAGUUUUAUUUAUUGUAUAUAUAUAUCAUUUUUAAUUACUUAUUGUCUUAUCCAGCAAAGUAGACUUAAAAUAUUUUGAGUCAAAUUGUGAAAUUAUAAAUUUGAUUAUAAGUUGAUUAGAUAAGUUUUUGGUUAUAGUUUUUUUACUACAUCAUAUUCAGUGUGCCCUAAAUCUUAUUUAUGUUAAAGUAGAUCAUAUUAAUGCUAAGUUGAUAUGAUUUGAAUGCUUUUAAUUUAUAUGCAUUUAUUUCAUAUAUAAAUUUAAUUAAUAAUUUCUUAAUUUUGAAGGGGAGUUAAUUUUUUUAUUAGAGAAAUAAUUUGAAUUGUGCUAUUAAAGUAUAUAAUUUAUUAAGAAGAGAAAAAAAGAUUACAGUCUAUUUUCUCUUGUCUCUGAAUGUACAUGUUUGCUAUUCAGCUGGUACCUGACAUAAAAGAAAUCAUUUUGUGCAUUUCAGUCGAUUAAUAAGCCGACAAUCUAAAUAGUUGAUAAAAUUUUGUGUUUUUGUAUGUAAUGAGUAUGUUAAAUAUAUUUUUAAUCAAAAAAUUUAAAAUAUUUUCUAUGCUGGUAUAAAAAUAUACCAAGAAACUAUUUCUGUUGCAAAGUAUUGAUUGAUUGUUUUUUUCAUCCUUGAAGCUUUGCUAGGGGUGGAAAAUUAUAAUAAUGCAUUUAAAUUUUCUAUUUUGAAAAUAUCCCAGAGAAAGUUUUUUUUCUAUGAAAUCCUUAAAAUAUGAUUUUCUUUAUUUUGCCAUAACUUUCUGUAUUUAAUCAUAUGUAAUCAAAUUCAUUUACCAGUCCUAAGUUUUAUUAAUGUAUAAUUGUAUUUACAAUAUAAAAUAUAUAUUUGAAUUUCUGUAUGUAGAAUCUCUAAUUCAUAGUUGGAUAUUUUAAAUGUCAUUUUUCAAAUCAUUUCAAUAUAUUAGUUUUUUAGUACAAUCUGAAGACAAUUAUCUGUACUUUUAACUGUAAAUAAGCCUUAUACAGACCAUUUAUGCAAUAAUGAAA